CAAAACAAUGUCAAAUGACUAACGUGGACCGUGCGUGUGGCGGUGUCGUCCUUGAUUGGUUGGGCAUGUGUUCCUUCCUCCAUGGUUUAAGUUAAAAGAACGAGUUAAGCUUAAUUUCCCGCUCACAACAAUGUCAGGUUUACAAGCACUUCAGGACUACGCCAGCAGCUCUUCAGAUGACAAUGAGGAAGAUUUUACUCAAAAUCCAGCACAUAAAACGAAUGGAAAACGACAGCAAAACGCACUCCUCCCAUCACUGCCGCCAGAAAUACUUGGUAUGUUUGGAGAGCCUUCUAAGAGUCAUUCAUCUUCAGGACAGCAAGAUUCCAGUAGUCAUCACGAAGGACGAGUUCGAUCAUUUGAGCAUGUUGCUGGUAACUGGGCAACUUAUGUGUAUAUUCCAGUGGACAUAACAGAGCAGCUGAAGACAGUAAUGGAAGAUCUUCUUGGUGCCCUGCCCUCUACUGUUGACAUGAAGCCAGUCGCUGACCUCCACAUUAGCAUUUCUAGGACCGUGACCUUACAGUAUCAGUGGAUUGACCCAUUUGUAGACUCUUUGCUCCAACGACUUACUUCAGUGGAAGGGUUCACUUACUGUUUCCAAGACCUGGAAUUCUACAUCAAUGAUGAGAAGACUAGGUCGUUUGUUGGACUGAAGGUUGGAUACGGACAUCCAGAAAUGCUCCAGUUGGUUGAAGUCAUCAAUGUCUGCCUUAAGGAGUUUUCUCUACCUGUCUUUUACAAGGACCCUUCCUUCCAUGUCAGUUUUGGUUGGUGUCUUGGUGAUUACAGCAAGGUUUUAAGUGCCACUACUCUCUCCUCGAUCCAGGAAAGGUUUCUCAGACUUUGUGAGAACGGCUUUCUUCCAGUCACAGUCUCUGAAGUCUGGUGUAAAGCAGGUUGUAAGCAGUUCAGAAUACCACUGGCAAGGUGACAUUGUGGUAAGCUUUAUGAAUAGUCAAACUUUUCAUGCAAAUUCAUGCAAAGUGGGUCAUACCUGUACCAACAGAUAGGAUACCUCUUGCUAGGUGACAUCACCUUGAGGAAUAUUCAAAGUUUAUGUAAAUUAAUACGCAAUGGCUAGUAAAGGAGGAGCAAGGAGUUCUGGAGAUCAGUGGUUAUAUGACACCCUAAGGUUCAUGAAUUAUUCAUAUUCUUAUGUCAAGCGGGGCGUUCAAAACAUUCUUCCGGCUGUUUGGUUACCACAAAGCGACACCAAGGCAUUGUUCUUGAAUAUUCUUAUGUGCAUGGGUCAUCUCAUGUUUUACUAGCUGCAGUUAAAGCAGUAGGGAAUACCGGGAACCAGUACCAAGAUGACAAAAAUGUUGCCAGUCUCAUGAAUAUUGAUAUUUUGCAAAUUGUUUGAGGAAGUUGUUUAUUGGUUGUCUUGCUUUUACCUGAUAGCAGACGUUAAGAACACAGAGUCCACAAGGAUUGUGAUAUUGUAGGUAAAUAAUAUUGAAAACAAUUUAUCUUAGAAGAUUUUCAGUCAUUGAAAGAUAUUAAUCACUUUACUCAUUGCAUCAUCUUUCCAUAAUUAAAUGCAUAAUUUUGAUAGAAUGUAAAGUCAAAUGUAGUUGUUACUAUUUUUCCUAUAAACAUAUCCUGUUAUGAAUAAAAAAUGAAAUUAAUCAGUUGCUUCUGGCCAGAUUUCCAAAGUUAACAUAAAAAUUCCUUUGUGUUAUGAGGGACUGAAUUUACAAAGCUCUUUAGUUGAGAGGCUAGUCCACAACCAAGUUUGAUAAUGCAUAGCUUUUGAAUAUUUUAGCUACUAAAACAUUAAGGGGUCAAAGUGCAGGGAAUGUUUGAAUUUUAUCUUCAAACACUACUGGGAUUUCUUGAAAAACAAAAGUACACCAUGACAAAACUUUAACCCACUACUUGUGCAUCUGUGUUAAUAAAGUAAAAACAU
This is a messenger RNA of Acanthaster planci (crown-of-thorns starfish), 1912 nucleotides long. It is a transcript of the gene usb1, whose product is annotated as U6 snRNA biogenesis phosphodiesterase 1. The record is from RefSeq and is a predicted model, not a curated record. Gene Ontology annotation, cellular component: nucleus. Lineage: Eukaryota; Metazoa; Echinodermata; Asteroidea; Valvatida; Acanthasteridae. Gene Ontology annotation, molecular function: 3'-5'-RNA exonuclease activity. Gene Ontology annotation, biological process: U6 snRNA 3'-end processing.